AUGUUCCAGGACGCAUGGAAUGAGUUCACGACAUUGCUUACCGCCGAGGAACGAAAUGAGUUCCAUGAAACCCGGGUCGAAGAUGUCAGGAGGGCAGUCUUUAACCUACAGCGCGACCAGGAAAGAAAGAAAUCACUAAUAAACUGCUCCCGGCUGAACAACUUCCUACAGGGAAUGAGCACCAUUGUCAAAAUAUCCAGCGCACGAUUUCCCAAGGAUAGCUACGCUGCAUAUAUAUUGGCUAGUCAUUUCGCAGAAACUUUUGAUGCAUUACUAAGUGCAUAUGAAGACAUUGGCGAAAAGCUGACUUUCCUAUCUGCAAAUGAAAAAGUCUUUACCCAGUACCCGCUCAUGCAGCGCAUUAUAGGCUGGGUGUAUGCUGACUUACUCGAAUUUCACAUCAAAGCACAGCAGUUUUUCCGUCACCGCGGAUGGAAACAGGUUUUCAAGGCAAACUGGGGCAACUUUGACACACGUUUCCAGGGCAUUUUAGUCAAUUUCCAGCGCCAGAAGGACCUGGUUGAGUCGCUUGCGCGGUACACGGUUACUUCUAGCUCCGUCGACAUCUACUCCAUUAUGGAGAAGCUCAACACAUAUGCCUUGAAGCGGGGUAAACUCCGUGUAGAACUAGAUAGCAAGGAGAAAGAAGAGAAAGACAAGAAAUACUGGCGCGUAAUAGAAUGGUUGGCCUGUUUGCGGCCGACAGAAGGAGAGGAUAAGACUGCCCAGGAACAUGUCGCCGACCAUGAGUUCUUCUGCAAUGUGAGAAAAUGUAAUCCAGGCAGUGGGGACUGGAUAAUACAGAACGAAAUGAUGGCUAGCUGGAUGGAUGAUGAGACACCAAGAUACCCGGUACUCUGGUUGAACGGAAUACCUGGAGCGGAGUGCGAAAGAAAGAAAGGGUUCAAAACUUCAUACUUCUACUGCAAGGAGUCUGAUACGCAGAAGAGCGAUGCUCUUUCCAUUCUCCAGGGCCUCUUGGUUCAAUUGGUCACACAAGAACCAACCAUGAUUCCUCACUUCUUCAUGAAGGCGAGAUCGAGCGGACAAGUCACGUUAAUAGCCCAUCAACUUGCCCAAAACUUGAUCAAGAUUUCCUGCAAGCGAAUUCUUAAUCAGUUUAUCAUCAUUGACGGCUUGGACGAGUGUCCUAAGGAGGAAAGGCGGAUUUUGCUCUCUUUCUUGGCCGAAGUUGUCGACGAGGCAGAAGACGAUGAACCUGGGAAACUCCGCGUGCUGAUCGUCAGCCAGGACGAAGCAGAUAUUGCUGAAACGUUGAGUAAGGAGUCCCGCGCCCGACCGAAUUUUUCUGUAGGACAGUUCGCUAUACGCCCGAAGGAUAAUAUAAAAGAGAUUGAGGACUUUGUAGGGAUGUGGACCGAUCAAAUUGGGCGGAAAUUUCGACUUAGCUUCGAUGAAGUGAAAUGCAUCGAAAGACUUACGUCUUCGAGAACGAAUGGAAUGUUCCUAUACGCGAAGCUGGUCUUGGAAAAUUUAUUCAAUCAAACAAACAAAAACGACGUGGUUACAGAGCUUGAUGAGCAUCGUUUUCCAGAUGGCAUUGCUGCAGCAUCCUCGGUCGUCUUGAGAGACAAUGGAAAGAUCACUCAUCUUCUGGGGUGGAUGAUUUGUGCCAAACGGCCACUUAAACACUACGAGAUUCAGUGUGCCUUUUGCUUGGAGUUGACCGACAGUAACGAAACGCUCCAUGACGUUGAAAGUAGAGGACUGGUCGCGAAAGUAACAGAGCUUUGCGGGACAUUAGUGCGUGAGCUUCCUGGAGAGAGACUGGAGCUGGUCCAUGGCACAGCACGAAUAUACUUGACCAAGACGCAAUAUAUUAGCAAACCGGAUGUCGAAUGUAAAUUGGCAUCACUUUGCUUAAGAUACCUAACCAUGGACCUUUUCGAUCCCGAUCUGGAGAAGACAAAGAUCAAUCAGUACACUCUGGAUGGAUGGUUGUCUCUGCAAGACUACGUCGUAUCCAAAUGGUUUCAACAUCUAGCCGCCUUGGCAAAAAUCUACAACGAAGAAGGCUUUAAGGUCGAAGACAGCUUGGCAGCUCUGAAUUCACUCUAUGGAUCCAUGUUUCGUUUUCUGGACCGCUACGCAGAUGAUAUAUCGGACGAGCCAGUCCAUGACGAUGUGAGAGACGACUACAAUAAGCUUGCUAGCCAUGAGGUUUACGAGGAUAUAACUCGCAUUAUAAGCCAUGUUACGAGACACAUAGAGAAAGGACCAAACUUCCGCAACGAAAUAUGCCUCCAAUCGCUCAAGAAAGCAUUCGGACGGAACCGGGAGCUCAUUAAGAAGUUCUCCAUGGAAUCCUCGAGGAAUUCUGCCACCAAAGGAGCCCUCGUGGGCUAUUACGGCCACAAGCGCUUUAAGUGCUCGUUUGUUACCUGCCCUGAUUUCUACGAAGGCUUUGAUAGUGCUAAAACGCGAGAUAAGCACAUUGACAGACAUAACCGACCCUGGGUCUGCCAUGUUCCGCACUGUACCUCCAUCAGCUUCGGGUUUUCCUCUAACUAUGAGCUCGAAAAACACAUGAGAGACUACCACCCCGAUAAGAGCGACUUGUCAGCAUUAUUUAAACUCACACCGAAGAAGGUGAUAGAGUCUUCUAAGCACGUUUGCCACAUUUGCGGGAAAAGCUUUUCGCGGAACUUUCACAAGAUGAGCCAUAUUAGGAGCCAUAAUGGAGAGAAACCGUUUGAAUGUACAGAGUGUGGGAAGGCUUUUACAAGGGACAAUGAUCGGAAGAGGCACGAAAAGAAUCAUAGUAGGCGGCAGUAA
Eremomyces bilateralis CBS 781.70 is the source of this 2796-nucleotide messenger RNA. RefSeq lists its product as uncharacterized. NCBI's taxonomy places the organism in Eukaryota, Fungi, Ascomycota, Dothideomycetes, Eremomycetales, Eremomycetaceae. Bases 1 to 2796 code for a protein of 931 amino acids. The record is from RefSeq and is a predicted model, not a curated record. The transcript is spliced from 7 exons.